AUGACGACGACGCCGUUGAAUUACCCGCUCCACAUGGAGCUUAAAGUUCUUGCUUAUCAGGCAACGCCGGCGGUGUUCGGAGUAUCGGCUGAAAGCCAUGCUGCGUUGGUUAAGGAAGUGGAGGAUCUCCGUGAGACUUUGGGUCAGACUCAUAAAACCCUGGACGAAGCCCUUCUUUAUCUCGUCUGGCGACGAUGA
This is a messenger RNA of Peronospora matthiolae, 198 nucleotides long. The record is from the annotation of a GenBank genome assembly. NCBI's taxonomy places the organism in Eukaryota, Oomycota, Peronosporomycetes, Peronosporales, Peronosporaceae.